AUCGAAGAGCACCUCCGCAGAUCAAGCUCAUUGCUCACCGCUGGUUUAGAUCACCAUUCAACCACACCUUUCUUCUUCUUCGGUUCAGAUCUAGUGAAGCUUCAGUUGUUACCAGAGGGGUUUCUACGUUACCAGAGAUAUAGGGUGAUUGGCAAUGAUCUUUCUCAAUUUGUGGGGCCUCUUAUCUUGAAUCAACUUCUACAGAUUGGCGCCACUAAAGUACUGUCAAUGCUGUUGAUGACAACAGAUUUCUUGGCACCAUAUUUUUCUGCAAGCAGCUUUGAUCUAGAUGAUAAACAGGUUGCUGAUCUGAAAGAUUCUGUAAGCUUUAUUUUACUAGAGCAAUCUGAAGAAAAUGAAGACUUAUUAGUUGCUACCAUCAAUCUUUUCAUUGCUGCUGCUCGUUAUCAGCCUGCUUUUUUUAUUGCUGUAUUUGCCACCAAAGAGUUUAUGGGAGUCCAACCAGGUAAUGCUGGUGAUGGGAAGCUGCCAACAAUUGAGGUUUCCUUUGGGCCAGUAGAGUCUAAAAGUUCAAGCCUUGUAGAUGCAGUACUUUGUUAUGUUGUAAAUUCUGACAGUCAUAUCAAUAAGAAACCCUUUGUGCUUCUUAAUGUACUCAACUUUUUAAAGGCAUUGUGGCAAAGGGCGGCUCAAUAUAUCAAUAUAUUGGCUAGGUUGAAAAGCUCUAAGAAGUUUUGGAAGCAAUUGUCAAAAAUCAUUUCACUAACUUCUCUGGAUUCUUUUACUGAUAGCCUGACUGAGAUGGAAGCUCUAAAUCUGGCAUACAAAUAUCAAUAUCAAUCUUCCAUAAUGGAAAUAAUGGCAUAUGACAUGUUUUUGCAAAAUAAAUUAUCAUAGGUGGAGUCACUAGAAAAACCAGCACCCGAGUCAAAGGGAAGAGUGGAAAAUUCACGAGGCACUGAUAAACCAAAAGCUGCAAAUCUAUAUGAUCAUAGAGAUGUUUUAUCAAUGUGGUGUCAGGGCUCUGUUUUGGUCAAUCUGAUCAUGUCACUUACUACUUAUGAAUAUGAUAACAAAUCAUUUUAUCAUGCAGAUGUACGAUUUUAAUCUCUUUUGCUUUUUAGUUGAUGGUAUAUUCUAAAUAUCUACAUUGAAGACCUUUUGCGGUACUAAAUGUGAUAGAAACUAAAGUUCUUCCCAAAAUUGAGAGAACAAAAGAAUAAACGAAUUGUAUUGAAAAGAACCAAAUCUUGUACAAAGUCUAGGUUAAUUCGAGAAAACCUAGCAAAAUCUCCCAGAGUAGAAAUUCUAAACUUUAAACGGUAACCAAAUUCUUCUAUAUAUCCCUUCCAAGUAUUCUCUUAUACUAUUUAUAGACUAACAAUAAUACCUACUAGCCAACCAAUAGAACUUAAGUAAAUUUACAAGUCAACACACCAAUCCUAUAUAGCUCUAUUCAAUAUCUGAUGCCUAACAAAAUGUUUGCAGAUCAUAUAGUUUUAGAUGGCUUCUUUGAUGUGAUUACUGAUUAUUGGCAUUUUAAGUUAAUUUAUAUUGUAAAUAUAUGUAGGUUUCUGCCAGUUUAGUCACGGUGCAUUUGAUUUAGAAAUUAGCUACUGGUGAUACUGGAAGUUUAUCUGUAUCAAUACUUUAGAAGAUGAGCACCAUGUCUAAAAAGUGAAGGGAAGGAACUAAAUAAUUUGAUACUAAGUGAUCUUUAUUAUCAUCUAGAAGGAGAGCUUGAAGGUUGUAAAAUAAGCACUGGACCAUUUAAAGAACUUUCUGAAUACCUAGUUGAUUCAAAAGUUAUGCACAAUUACCAACAUAAGUAUGACAAUGACUUUCUUGUAACUUGCAAAGAUGUGUACCUGUUUGAUCCUUAGCGUGUAUGGGCAGAUUUGGGAUCUGAUCUUUGGAACUAUCUAAAGUGGAAAACAUCUAAAGAGAUCACAAAAAGAAUGCUAUCUCAUAUGAUGGAGGCAAACUCUAUGGUGUUGCUUAGAAAUUCAAAGCUUGCUGCAUUGAAAUCCUUAAUUACUGUCUUAACUAUCUACGAGAAAGAUGCGAGUUAUCAGACUCUGAUUGCCUUUUGUUGCAUGCCUAAAGUGAAGUUUAGGGUCUGCAGCUGCUUUUCUUUAGUUGCAUUUUGAAAGUUAAAAAUUUAGGUUAUCUGGUGUGAAAAUAAUACGUGUAGUCUAUUCAUAAUCUGCCAGAGUUUGUAGUAACUGAAAGUCUUUUCAUAUUUCUUUGCAUUGGGUUGAGGAUUCUACAGUAAUUUUUAUACAUUUGUAAACACUACACAGUACUAUAUCAGCGUAAUUGACUGUGAAUAUGUAUCACUGUUUUGUAAUUACUUGUUAGUGCCCAAAUAACUUAAGGUCUAGAGUUUAGUACCUGUUUGAGCUCCAUAUUCUA
This is a messenger RNA of Humulus lupulus (European hop), 2376 nucleotides long. RefSeq lists its product as uncharacterized. NCBI's taxonomy places the organism in Eukaryota, Viridiplantae, Streptophyta, Magnoliopsida, Rosales, Cannabaceae. Bases 229 to 858 code for a protein of 209 amino acids. The record is from RefSeq and is a predicted model, not a curated record. Gene Ontology annotation, cellular component: nuclear pore inner ring. Gene Ontology annotation, molecular function: structural constituent of nuclear pore. The transcript has 7 exons. Gene Ontology annotation, biological process: RNA export from nucleus; protein import into nucleus.